This is a messenger RNA of Aedes albopictus (Asian tiger mosquito), 8577 nucleotides long. RefSeq lists its product as uncharacterized. Gene Ontology annotation, molecular function: zinc ion binding. The record is from RefSeq and is a predicted model, not a curated record. The coding region runs from base 121 to 1341 and encodes 406 amino acids. Lineage: Eukaryota; Metazoa; Arthropoda; Insecta; Diptera; Culicidae. The transcript has a single exon.
CUUAGAUCCGGCCCUGGGUGGAAUUACGCAAUAUUAUUAUAUUAACUUUAUGAUUCUUACUAUUCAUUAAAAUUACCCUCUCGGCUCUUUUUAGGUGAACUUGAAACAUGGACAAGGACCAUGCUAACCCCACCGGAGGACGAUCGUAAAGGUUUCGUCGUAGGUAAGGAUAUCGAUCACGAGAACGGUAGAUUCCGAAUCGUUGUGUCAUCCAAGAAGUUGCUCUCGUUGCUGGGUCGGUUCUCGGUAGUGGCAGCCGACUGCACAUUCAAAGUAACUUUACAAGGCCAUCCGUUGUUAGUAGUAUGCGUAAUAGACGCAAUGAGACACGCACAUCCUGUGGCAUUUGCCAUAAUUUCAAAUCAAGAGCAAACUGAUUAUGAUUUUGUGUUUGCGGCAAUUUUCAACCGGUGUGCUAGCCUUGGCUUGAAUUGCCAAGUGCAAGUUUUCAUGAGCGACGGCGAAAUGGCUCUGAAAAAUGCAGCGCGUGCAAUUUUCGGUGGCGAGGUUGUCCUGCUCAACUGUUAUUUUCAUGUGAUGCAAAAUGUGACAAAACACCUAAAGAAGUCUGUAGAGAUUCCUAAAGAAGCACAUGAUCAGAUUAGGAAAGAUCUGGCACUUCUUCAAGUUGCGCCAACUAAACAACAUUUUGCCGCAGCAGGUAAAAUGUUCCUCCAAAAGUAUGGCUGUUAUCCGUUAUUUUUGAACUUUUUUGAGAAAUACUUACAAAAUCCUAAACUAUUAAUGUGGUAUGAGGCUGCUGCUCCUGGUAUUCCAGCCACAAACAAUGCACUCGAAGCGUUGAAUAAAUCUCUAAAGGACAAGUUGAGGCGGCAGAAAGAGCCCCUAGGCACAUUUAAGAGCCGGCUUCUGGAAAUCGUAUUUGAAUAUGGCGAUCCAGAGCGCACAAUUGUUUGUGAAAGGAUUUUCGAUUUGGAGACGGAACGAAAGACGUACGACUGGCUGAAGACGUCUAAGAAGGUUCGAACAGUCAACUGCCAAGAAACGCUGAAAUGUUUCACCUACAUCCCAGGAAAAGAGGUCAAUGAUAUUACAUCGCAGGAUAUAGUUAGCUUCGAACAACCAAAGCUGGAUAGCUUCGAAAAGUUUGCUGCAGAUUUUGGCAAACUUCACCGCGUGGAGGUAACCUCGCAAGAUUAUAAAACAUGGGACUGCACCUGCAGAUAUUUUUUCAAAAAUAACGUGUGCCUCCAUAUCUUGGCCGUGGCCGUUUUAAAAGGAAAAUAUGUAUUAAGCGCUGAGGCCAACACAACAAAAGUAAGCUACAAAAAAGCGGCAGGAAGACCAAAGCUGGUGAGUAGGGCGCUCAUGAAACAGUAGCGAGAUCCAGCAAGGCAAACCAGGCAGAUAACAACGAACAGUAAAGAAUGAUUUGAAGUAGAAGGCAAAAAUAAGAAAAGAAAAUUAAAAUAAGAAAAGAAAAUGGAAACAAGAAAAGAAAGAAAUGUUCAUAUUUUCUGCAAGGCAGGUUAAUUUUUUCUAAAGUUAUAUAACUGUAUCGAAUAAAAUUUGAAAAACUUCAAAACGCGAAAUUAACAACGAAUUCAAUUUUAUUUUUCCGAAAAAUUCAACUUGGUUCAAUCGUUCAAUACUUUUAAUGUUCUAAUAAUAAUGGCUUCGUCGUCUUGCUCGUAAGCAAUCACUCGACUCCCGCCAAACCCGUCACUCGGUUUUGGCAUAAGGGUGUCUCGUAUCCACAGUAUCCUCUUUUGAUGGUACAAAUUUCCCAAAUAGUGGAGAACGUGCCUAUGAAGCCGACCUACUUAUCCACAGUAUUAAGUGAGUAAGUCAGUAUUCUUCUGGUUCUUUUGGUUUUUCUAGUUCUUAUGAUUCCUCUGGUUCUUCUGGUUCAUCUGGCUCUUGGUUCUAGUUCUCUGGAUUCCUCUGGUUCUUCUUGUUCUUCUAGUGCUUGUAGUAUUUAUGUUUCUUCUGAUUUUUCUGGUUCUUCUUGUUCUUCUGACUCUUCUGGUUUUUCUAGUUCUUCUGUUUUUCUGCUGAUGCUUCUGAUUCUACUUAUUCUUCUGGUUCUUCAGAUUCUUUUGGUUCUUCUUUUUUUUCUGAUGCUUUUGAUUCCUCUGGUUCUUUUUGUUCUUCUGGUCCUUCUGGUUCUUUUAGUUUUUCUGAUGCUUAUGGUGUCUCUGGUUCUUCCAGUUUUUCUAGUUCUUCUGGUUCUUCUGGUUUGUCUAGUUCUUCUGAUUCUUCUGGCUCUUCUGAUUUUUCUGUUGCUUCCAGUUCAUCUGGUUAUUCUGAUUCCUCUGGUUCUUCUGGCUCUUCUAGUUCUUCUGCUGCUUCUAGUUCUUCUGGGGUUUCUGUUUCUUCUAGUUCUUCUAGUCCUUGUGUUUCUACGGGUUCAAUUGGUUCUUCUAGUUCUUCUGGAUCUUCCAAAUCUUCUGGUUUUUCAGGUUCUCCUAGUUCUUCUGUUUCUUCCGGUUCUUCUAAUUUUUCUGAUGCUUAUGGUUCCUCUGGUUCUUCUAGUUUUUUUUUAGUUCUUCUGGUUCUACUGAUUCUUUUGAUUAGUCUAGUUCUUCUGAUUCUUCUGGCUCUCCUGACUCUUCUGAUUUUUCAGUUCAUCUGGUUCUUCUGAUUUCUCUGGUUCUUCUAGUUCUUCUGCUUUCUCUAGUCCUUCUGGGUUUUCUAUUUCUUCUAGUUCUUCUGGUUCUCCUGAUUAUUCUGGUUCAACGGGUUCUUUUGGUUCUUCUGGUUCUUCUGAUUCCUCUGGUUCUUCUGAUUCGUCUGGUUCUUCUAGUCCUUUUGGUUCUUCUGAUUUUCGUAGUCCUUCUGGUUCUUCUAGUUCUUCGGAUUCCUUUGAUUCUUCUGGGUUUGUGAUUCCUCUGGUUCUUCUGAUUUUUCUGGUUCUUCUGAUUCUGAUUCUUCUGGUUUUUCUAGCUCUUCUGAUUCUUUUGGUUCUUCUGGAUGUUCUGGUUCUUCUAGCCCGCAUAGUUGUAAACUGUAAGGACACUAUCUCGCAUAUUAUUUACAACAAUCUGCAAUAAUGCCUGAACAAUAUGACAAGGUGUUCGUCAUCACAGUGGUAGUGUGUACAUAUUGUAGUAACCCAUUUAGCAUAUUGUAAUGGGCCAAAUCACAAUAUGGGGAAUAGGCGGUUAAGUUAGGUUACAAUAAAAAAAUCAGCAUUUUUCUCGAACAAUUUUUUUUGCAAUACUGUAUGUUCUAACAAUGAAAAAUAAUAAUGAUUUAAUUUGUUUGCGAAAACAGGUGCUAGAAACAAGCUAAUUGCUUCAAAAAUAAAUACUAAAAAUCAAAUAUUUUUGCGUGUAGGGGAGACUGGGGAGACUUGAUCCCUUUUUCUAAAUUUACCCGAAACUUUAAGGAAAAACACAAAACUAGAUCCGAUUUCCGUACAAAAUAGCAGGUUAACAUCUAUUGCAAGUUAAUACACAACAGAAGGCCUUUAAAUUAUUGUCAAAGUUUUCAAAAUUGUGUUUUUAUGGAGGCAUGUCUUAUGAUGUAUUUUUCAAAAAUGGGUGACACUUGAUCCCCAUUUGAGCACAUGGUUUAUUUAAAGGAAAAAUAAUUCCAGAGUCUUCCUAUUCAUUUUCUUAUAGAGUUUUCUUGUAUUUUCGAUGAAUAUGGAGUAUUUGAAAUUAUAAGAUUUCCUUUAAUUUUUAAGGAUAUACCGUAUUUUCAAAAUGGGGAGACUUGAUCCCUUUUUUCUUGGUUUGUACUAAAGUUAUAAUUAUCUGACACAUUUCAUCGUUGAAUAUACUACAAUUCCAAGUAAAUAGAGGCUUCCGAAUAGAAUUUUAUUUUUCACAUGUAUAAUGUGUGUGUAAUCCUCGAGGGAUCAAGUCUCCCCAUGUCACUGUUGUGUAUACUAUGCUGAAUUAAUUAAAAUAUGUUAUCAACAGCCUUAUUUAGAUAAAUGAGUUCGAAAGUAUUUUAUUUAAACUAUGUGCUGUGAAAUUUUGACACGAUUUGGUUCAAUUUUCACAAAGUUAUUGAGAUUUUUCGGAAUCGCCUAAAAGAUUUCUGAAGGACUAAAAACAAACCAUCAGCCGUUAUAAAAUAAUGCAAUGUACAAUCGAAAUCACUUGUAGCCAAAACAUAGUCGUUUGUCCAGGAGUAGUUUUGGAAAAAUUAUGCUAGAAGAAAAAUGUUUUUGAUUCCGAGCAAAUAUGGGGGGAACAAGUCUCCCCAGGGAUCAAGUUUCCUCAGUCUCCCCUAUAUAUUGAUUAAUAUCGCAUUACCGAAUAAUGGGGCACGUUCGGUGUAGUACUAUAUUUGUAGUAAUAAGCUGAAUUUUAGUAUGGUGAGAAGGUCAAUUCUCCGUUUCUGCAAUGAAAUGGUGUAAAAAGCGUGGGUAUUAUGAUUUCUUGCCUAAUUUGAUGCUGGUUGACCAAACUUUGGAUAACUAUGUUGUUUAUGUUGCAAGAAAUGGAGAAAGCAACAACACUGUUGCACAAAGUUUUGCUCAAACAGCAUCAAAUUAGGCAAGGAAUCAUAAUACCCACGUUUUUUGCACCUUUUUAUUGCAGAAACGGAGAAUCGACCUUCUGACCAUACUAAAAUUCAGCUCAUUACUACAAAUCUAGUGCUUCGCUGAUCUGUCCUAAUAAAAAUAAACUUGUAAUGAAAAUACAAACGGAAAAGUAACAUUGCUACCAAGUGGCGACUGAAUCUAACGCGAAAUUCAUGCUUUCCUAAGUACCUAGUUCAAUUAUGCCCAAAACUGCUUAAAAUAUAGCUAGCCCCGCUACGUAGAUAAUGUAGAUAAAUUUGGCAUGGCUCAAUAGGACAGAUCGGUGAAGUACUAGAUUUGUAGUAAUGAGCUGAAUUUUAGUAUGGUGAGAAGGUCAAUUCUUCGUUUGUGCAAUGAAAUUGUGCAAAAAGUGUGGGCAUUAUGAUUCCUUGCCUAAUUUGAUGCUGUUUGAGCAAAACUUUGAGCAACAUUGUUGUUGUUUUCUCCAUUUCUUGCAACAUAAACAACAUAGUUAUCCAAAGUUUUGCUCAAACAGCAUCAAACUAUGCAAGGAAUCAUAAUACCCACGCUUUUUGGACCAUCUCAUUGCAGAAACGGAGAAUUGUCCUUCUCACCAUACUAAAAUUCAGCUCUUAUUUAACAAAUCUAGUACUACACCGAACGUGCCCCAUAGUUUUCUGUUGAACGCAUGAAUUUCAAUGUAUAGGUUUAAUAGUUACUGGCGGGUUGCAUCCUUCCUGUCCGUUACGAAAGCACAAAGAUUUGGGACUAAUAUCUCACUCUUAGACAAGUUUGACGCAAUCCUCCAACGGUCGAGCACUGUCCUGGCCACGUCCUUGCGACAGCUGAGGGAUGGGAAAGGAAGAUUAGUUGGACACCUAUGAAAGUACAUAGAGACCUCUACAUUCUUUCAGGCCUAGACGUCACGGGAAUUUGGGUGUUAGUUGAAGGGUAAAGUUCGAAGGAAACGUUUGGUCAACGUUCAUGUGUACAAAAUAUUGUUGGUUGAUGCCUGGUUCCUUGAUCCUUGUUGGGUGUUCGAUUUCAAAUAUGAAAUAGAAAAGGAUAAUUAUAGAUUUACCUGAAUCCUCCUAUACGAAAUUGUAGACUUACCUGUAUCUUACUGGAAUAAAACGUUUAUAAGUAGUAAACAAUAGAACAGAACGCAAAAAUAGAGCAAAUUAUAUCAAAUAUUGAUUCUGCUAUGAUAAAAUAUUUCUUUCUGGAAACAGCCAGAUCAAAAUUUAAGUUUGAAUGCUAUGACUUCCUUAAAUAUGUAUUUUUUUUGUUAGAAGUGAGCACGCAUGAAAACAAAAAGAACGGAAUCAAUCGAUGCCGUAAUCGCUUGUUUUCGAAUAGGAUUAAUAUGGGAGCAUGAGAUUACUGAUGGCACACAUACCCUAUUUCAACUUUGUGACACACUGAUUUCUAUAAUUUUGGGUUACAAUGAAUUAUCACAGUUUUAUCCAGUGACUUAUCUUGCAUCUCCUACCCACUUCGCAACUCUACUUAACUUUGUUAAUGGCUAUUAGGAAUAUAUUUUACCGCAUCUGAACUAUUCUAAAAAAUUCAAUAAAAACUACAUCAAUAGUUCAACGACAUAAUUUAUUGGUUUGCAAUUUAAAAUUCUCAAAGUUAUUCAAAAAUAGUUUCUGUGUGGCCAAAUGUGAAGUUUGAGAAACUACAAUGAAUUAGACCUUUCCAUAAUUCAUCCAUGCGCCAGCACCUGUGGACGAAAAAUGCUUCGCGCAGAUGGCUCAGCCGAAUUGCCGAAGAGCAUUACCACUUAUGCUGUGCUGGUUAGCUAAUUGGGUACGAGGAGUGGUUCUAAUUAUCCUGUAAGUUUUUCCAAUGGAUCAAAUGGCAUAUUGUUGCAUGUACAAUAAUUUUAAAUGAGUUAACCUGCGAGUAGAUGUAAAGCAACUCUGUUAGGUUUCUUUAGAGGUGGUCGUUCACAAUGAAGGUAGCAAAAGUCACAUUUUCCCUUAUUUUUUGAGAACCGCAUUGGCGGUUUCCUGACUUUCCAUGAUCUUAAAAUCAUAAUAAGCUUUCCCGGAGAAAUAUGGGUCAUGAACAAGAUAGGUCACGGGCCAAGAUUGAUAAGUAUCGUUUUAGAGCGUAAUAAGUACGUUUUUAACGGUUCGAUGUUAAUGUCAAUGUUAAAAAAGGUCACGGGGCAAGAUUUAUAAGUAUCGUUUUAGAGCGUUUUUAACGGUUCGAUUUUUUACAAUAUUAAAAAAAAUGUCCAACAUGAAUCCAAGAUAAUUAAAAAUAUUAAUGUUAAGUUGUUUAGUUCCAUGGAUUUAUACGAUUAUUUUAAACACAUAAUUUCAUAAUUUGCAAUGGGACAGAAUCGAUGAAGUACUAGAAUUAUAAUAAUGAACUGAAUUUUGUAUGGUGAGAAGCUGAAUUUGCCUUUUCGGCAAAACGUUGGUAUUAUGAUUCCUUGCCGAAUUUAAUGCUGUUUGAGUAAAACUUUGGGUGACUGUGCUGUUGUUUUCUCUUUUUCUUGCAUCUUAAACAACUCAGUUAUCUAAGGUUUUGCUCAAACAGCAUCAAAUUAGACAAGGAAUCACGCCUUUUGCACCAUUUCAUUUCAGAAACGGAGAAUGGGGCACGUUCGGUGUAGUACUAGAUGUGUAGUGAUGAGCUGAAUUUUAGUAUGGUGAGAAGGUCAAUUCUCCGUUUCCGCAAUGAAAUGCUGCAAAAAGCGUGGGUAUUAUGAUUCCUUGCCUAAUUUGAUGCUGUUUGAGCAAAACUUUGGAUAACUAUGUUGUUUAUGUUGCAAGAAAUGGAGAAUACAACAACACUGUUGCCCGGAGUUUUGCUCAAACAGCAUUAAAUUAAUAAAGGAAUCAUAAUCAUUUCAUUACAGAAACGGAGAAUUGACCUUCUCACCAUACUAAAAUUCAGCUCAUUAUUACCAAUCUAGUACUUCACCGAUCUGUCCUAUUCAGUUUCUCACUAUACAAAAAAUCAGCUCAUUACUACAAUUAUAGUACUUCAGCGUUUGUGUGCUUUUGUACAAUCUGCGCUCUGAAUUCCUCACAAUCAAUGCAUGUUUUCGAUCACUCGGUAAUCUUUCGACUCAUAUAUUUAUAACUAAAUUUCGAAACUAAACAUCAAGUAUAUUUCUGCAAUUCAAUAUCACCAAGUACGCUAUAUUCUAGCUCUUAUAUCCCUUUCGUGACGAAUCAGCACAAUUAGGCUGUUGAGCGGUAACAGGUUUGCAUAUUUUUUCAUCUGUUUAGACUUUGUUUAAGUGAUGUAAACUGUUUCCAUAAUUCAGCCAUUAUACUUGUAUGUGUGUAAACAAACUUUUCACAUGAAAAAGUUUUAUCUGUCGCAUAUUUUUUAUUUCCGAUUUAUCUAGGUAGUCAAAGCUAGAAAUCGAAAUGAGAAGUGCUUCCAAAUGAGGAAAAAUAAUUGUUAUUUUGUAGGGAAAUCUAAUAGUUCUGGAGAGCCAAAGUUGAGCCAUUUGUAUGUAAAUUUAACUUUUCUGUGCUUCGUCCCGAAAGGGAUAUACAUAUACGGAGUGAUAAUUUAGUACCACCUGGUGGUAGUAAUAUACUUUACUUAUAUACUUAUACUUAUACUUAUAUAUACUUAUAUAUAACUCAGUUCAGAAGCCUAAUAUUAAAAUGUGAUGUUCGGCAAACUUGUAGUUUAGUGCUUUCCCUAAAAUUAUUACCGUGGACGGCAGGACUUUGCGGUGGUAAAGUAUUAUUAUAAAGUAUAAGUAUAUAUAUAAGUAUAUAAGUAUAGACAAAUGAGUCAAACACUUGACAGGUGAACGAAAACAUCCUUGCUCACACAUUACCAGAUUUUCUCUGAAUCCCUUAGCUGUCUGUCAACCCUGUAUGUUGAGAAGCUGAGUUUGCCUUUUCUGCAAAACGUUGAUAUUAUGAUUCCUUGCCUAAUGCUGUUUGAGCAAAACUUUGGGUAACUGUAUUGCUGUCUUCUCUAUUUCUUGCAACUUAAACAACUCAGUUGUCCAAAGUUAAUAUUGUGGGUUUGGCACUAAAUUGAUUUCCGAAAAAAACUUCAUUGACUUCCGCUGCCUUUCCUAUGCGUUAAACAUAACGUCGGAAGAAGUGCGCUGUACAGUAAAUCUG